Molecule: messenger RNA, 4770 nt
Organism: Ochotona curzoniae (black-lipped pika)
Lineage: Eukaryota; Metazoa; Chordata; Mammalia; Lagomorpha; Ochotonidae
Gene: SNRK
Product: SNF related kinase
Exons: 6
Coding region: 215-2515 (766 amino acids)
Biological process (GO): intracellular signal transduction; microtubule cytoskeleton organization; protein phosphorylation
Cellular component (GO): cytoplasm
Molecular function (GO): protein serine/threonine kinase activity; tau-protein kinase activity; ATP binding
Source: RefSeq, a predicted model, not a curated record
CUCCCGCCCGCUCGGUAUUAUGAUAAACGCUGGGUGCGGGGCUUCGGCGGCCGGGAGGGAGUUGUCGGCGCCGCGGCCGCUGCGGACGGACGGCCGCCGUCCUGCUGAGAUGUCCUUGAUGAGACUGAAAAUGAGUUUCUUAUCUUCAUCUGAUAUUCUUAUAUGAGAAACUCCAUCUCAGACACUCUGAAUAUUUUGCCUUCUGUUGACCAGCAUGGCAGGAUUCAAGAGAGGAUACGAUGGCAAGAUUGCUGGAUUAUACGAUCUGGAUAAAACCUUGGGGCGCGGUCAUUUUGCAGUGGUUAAGCUUGCCAGGCAUGUCUUCACAGGCGAGAAGGUGGCAGUCAAAGUUAUUGACAAGACCAAACUGGACACUCUAGCCACUGGCCAUCUGUUCCAGGAAGUGAGAUGCAUGAAGCUGGUGCAGCAUCCUAACAUCGUCCGCCUGUAUGAGGUCAUUGACACCCAGACCAAGCUGUAUCUUAUUCUAGAACUUGGGGAUGGAGGCGAUAUGUUUGAUUACAUAAUGAAGCACGAGGAAGGUCUUAAUGAAGAUUUGGCCAAGAAGUACUUUGCUCAGAUAGUGCACGCUAUAUCUUACUGCCAUAAACUCCAUGUGGUUCAUAGAGACUUAAAACCAGAGAAUGUAGUCUUCUUUGAAAAGCAAGGUCUUGUAAAGUUGACAGACUUUGGUUUCAGCAACAAGUUCCAGCCAGGGAAGAAGCUCACGACAAGCUGUGGGUCUCUUGCCUAUUCUGCUCCGGAAAUCCUGCUUGGCGACGAGUAUGACGCACCUGCAGUAGAUAUAUGGAGUCUCGGAGUGAUCUUGUUCAUGCUGGUGUGUGGGCAGCCACCCUUCCAAGAGGCCAAUGACAGCGAGACCUUGACCAUGAUCAUGGACUGCAAGUACACAGUGCCCUCCCAUGUGUCCAAGGAGUGUAAGGACCUGAUCACCCGGAUGCUGCAGAGAGAUCCCAAGAAAAGGGCCUCUUUAGAGGAGAUCGAGAAUCAUGCUUGGCUUCAAGGAGUGGACCCUUCACCAGCCACCAAGUACAACAUCCCCCUGGUGUCGUACAAAAAUCUCUCGGAAGAGGAGCACAACAGCAUCAUCCAGCGCAUGGUGCUGGGCGACAUCGCAGACCGAGAUGCUAUCGUGGAAGCCCUGGAAACCAACAGGUACAACCACAUCACAGCCACGUACUUCUUGCUUGCUGAAAGGAUCCUGCGAGAAAAGCAAGAGAAAGAAAUCCAGACGCGGUCCGCCAGCCCCAGCAACAUCAAGGCCCAGUUUAGGCAGUCUUGGCCAACCAAAAUUGAUGUGCCCCAAGACCUUGAGGAUGACCUCACAGCCACUCCUUUGUCCCAUGCGACCGUCCCUCAGUCUCCUGCACGGGCUGCCGACAACGUCCUCAAUGGCCACCGGGGCAAAGGUGGCCUCUGUGACUCGGCCAAGAAGGAUGACCUGCCCGAGUUGGCUGGCCCAGCGCUGUCUGCCGUGCCACCCGCCAGCCUGAAACCCACAACUGGGGGCCGGAAAUGUCUGUUCCGGGUGGAGGAGGAUGAAGAGGAAGACGAGGAGGACAAGAAGCCCAUGUCCCUGUCAACCCAGGUGGUUUUGCGCCGGAAGCCAUCGGUGACCAACCGCCUGACGUCUCGGAAGAGCGCGCCUGUCCUCAACCAGAUCUUCGAGGAGGGGGAGUCGGAUGAUGAGUUCGACAUGGAUGAGAACCUGCCUCCCAAGCUGAGCCGGCUGAAGAUGAACAUCGCCUCCCCUGGGACGGUGCACAAGCGCUACCACCGGCGGAAAAGCCAGGGCCGCGGCUCCAGCUGCAGCAGUUCCGAGACCAGCGACGAUGAUUCCGAGAGCCGGCGGCGACUCGAUAAGGACAGUGGCUUCACCUACUCCUGGCACCGCCGGGAUAGCAGCGAGGGGCCCCCCGGCAGCGAGGGCGACGGCGGGGGCCAGAGCAAGCCGAGCAACGGCAGUGGGGGCGCGGACAAGGCCAGCCCCAGUGAGAACAGUGCUGGUGGGGGCAGCCCUGCCGGUGGCUCGGGCGGCAACCCCACCAGCACCUCAGGCUCCACACGGCGCUGCGCUGGCCCUGGCAACUCUAUGCAGCUGGCAUCGCGCAGCGCCGGGGAGCUGGUGGAGAGCCUCAAACUCAUGGGCCUGUGCCUGGGCUCCCAGCUGCAUGGCAGCGCGCGGUACAUCCUGGACCCACAGCACGGCCUGGCCUUCUCCAGCGUCAAGGUCCAGGAGAAGUCCUCGUGGAAGAUGUGCAUCAGCUCCACGGGCAACGCGGGCCCGGCCCCUGCCGUGGGUGGCAUCAAGUUUUUCUCCGACCACAUGGCGGACACCAGCACCGAGUUGGAACGGAUAAAGAGCAAGAACCUUAAAAACAGCGUGCUGCAGCUACCUCUGUGCGAGAAGACCAUCUCUGUGAACAUCCAGCGGGACCCUAAGGAGGGGCUGCUGUGCGCCUCCAGCCAGGCCAGCUGCUGCCACGUCAUCUGACGGCCUGGCCCGCCACCGCUCGCUUCCUCCUCGGCCUGGGAAGGGUGGCCUUCACCUUUCUCCAGCUCUUGGUCUUCUCGUUGAGAGUGGGCGUUCAGAGCAAUUAUUUAUUACCUUUUCCUUUGCUCGCCCAGCGAGGUGACAAUGCAUGGUCUUUGUGCAUGCUGCUAUAUGCUACCUUUCUUUUGCAGCCGACAAGUCUACUGUGUAAUUUUUACAUUCAGAAUUUUAAUGUGGAUGAUCAGGAUUAAAUCAAAAUGUAUAUUUGGAACCUAGUAUCCCUGGAGCACUUAGAAAUUUGAUGUUCUGAACUUAGCGAAAAUAAUGCCUUUGUUUGUCAGAAAUCUAAAUUCCUGUCCUGUGACAGCAACUCUGUGGCGUCUGAGACAGAACCAAAGCAAUAAUGCUGUACGGCCCAGGACCCGAGCCAAGGGGCACCUGCAGGGUGGAAGCCAGCCAGGGCUUCCGAUGCCACCGGGAAGGGAUGUGGCUUUGUAAUGUGUGAGAGAUUCAUAAGGCAGCCACCCAGCCCCAUGGGGCACGAGCAGACAAUCUGGUGAUGUGGAGAACUGCUGAUGUCUUAGCUUUGCGUGUUAGCCCUCCCUCCUGUGUGACACUCUGUGGGCCUGGCACAGAGGCAGAGGUGCCCACACGGGCUGGCAAAGUCACAGCUCCAUAGAGUAGAACUAGACAAAACUUGGUAGGGCUCGCUUUUUAGGAGUUUGGUAAUUUGGUUGUCUCUCUUGUGAUUUCCAUUCCAUCCUUUGGCUCAGCUAGCUAUGAAAACUGAUUCCUUAAAAAAAUAAAUAUAAAGGGGUAGAAUUCACAUAUAGAGCAGACAGAAAUGCACAAAGCCUGCUUUCUGUUUUCCUAGAAGUCGUUUUGCUCUGCCUUCCUGCCAACACAGUAACCACAGAGCUCUGGCUCUGCAGCUGUCCCUGCAUGGAGACCGUCGCACCAACCAUCACCUCCGGGACGACACGCUCUCCGGGAGGAGCCUGGUACUGUAUGCCAUGCUGUGUCUGGAGGGGUCAUCCAAGCAGCGCUUGGGGGCACUGGGGCCCUGGGCACCUUGCAACCCCUGUCACCCCUUCCAAGUGGGCAGAGCACCAGAGGAACGGGUUACCUUGACCCAGUCUCUCCCAGCACAUGGUGACUGCUGUUUUGGGACUGUAAUGUCUGACUGGGCACUCUCAAUUUCACAGUGUACUUACUUAGCUAAGUAAAGUGUCACUUCACUCUUUUUAUUUCUAGUCCUAGGCAAGCUACGUUUGAGCUAGAGCUCUAGUUCCUUGUGGUAUUUAUAACCGAAAGAGGCGAGAACAGACGUGUGGGUGAAGCCAUAGGACACACUGGCUUAAAUCCCUGAGCAGGGAUCGUCUAAAGGGCCAGAAGUAACAUGUGUGGUUCACACAGAUAGUGUAACAUCUCUCUGUUAAACGUAGCAGAGAAGUUUCUAAAGGGCAUUGGCAAUAAACUCUUUGUUGCAGCUGUUUUCCAAGCAAUGUAAAUACUUUUUCCUGUGACUUGGGAGAGCCUUGCGAUGGCACCUUUUAACUAACCCGUAUGUGUUUGGUUCUCAGUGGUUUUUUUAUAUUCUGAUGUAUAUAUGGUGCUCACUUUAGGAUCAGCAGUGUUGGCCAUUUCCGCUGCAUAGCUGUAUCAUAGCCUUAUUAGUUGGGUGUGGUUGGUUGCCCCGCGUGUGUGACGUCAGUCUGAGUGGUGUCUUACCCUCCCUCCUGUUCGUAAGUGGCUGACUGUGCAUGUGUCGUAUGUCACAGUAUGUCGUCAUGUAAAAGGGAGCGAGAAACCAUGACAUUCAGAUACUAUUGGACCAAACUACUUACUUGCUCUAAAGUCACUUGUACCCCUUAACCUGUCUUCAGAAGUUGCAUAUAGUUACAGUAGUGUAUAAAUUAAAUAUUGUGGAAAGGCAGUUAGUCUUGUAUUUUUCUGUAAGUGUGUGUAUAUAUAUGUACAUAUAUAUAAAAUUAUGUACUUCUGGCAGUUCUAUCUGUAUUUAAAGAUGUGACAAUCUCGACACCGAUUUUAAGAAUAGCCCUGAGGCUGAAAUGAAUGAUAAAGCUACUUCCAUCUGGGAAGAAUUGAUGGAACGAGUACAGAAUUAUCAACUGAUUGGGUCAGUUGCUUCCAGUGUUGGUGGCUUUUCCUCACUAUGUGAACAUCGACGGGUAUGUGACAAAUGGGGGGGAAACUCCAAGUAAUAAAAAGUGGCAUAUUGGUGUUCAGCAAUA